AAUGUGCUCCCAAUACAAGGGUGGUUUUGAUUUGGUCGCCCUUUUUUCUACUUUUAUUGUUAUGAAUCUUAUGAUCAUGCAUCUUCAGAUAUGAUCAUUUAUUCCUCUCAUGGACGAAACCCUAAGUCCCUAAUCUUCGUUUCGGUUAAUCGCUCCCUCUUCUGGUUAUGGGGCUCCAUUGAUGUUUGUUUGUGCUUCAGUUGCUACAUUUGUUAGUUUUGACUUGAAAAAUAUUCGGAUGUCUUAGGUUAUGCUUAUGAGUUUGAUUUCUAAACACUAAACUGCAUUUUAAGACUCGAAAGCAACUGUGCCUCAUGUAUCUUCUCAUCCUUGCUCACUAGAACUGUAACUAGAACUAGAACAAUGCCUCCACAGUCCGUGUUCACAGCUAAUCUGACCUGUGGGUCUGUCAAUGACCUGUUUAACCGUAAUUGGUGUCAGUAGGAUGCAUGGGUCAUUGGACCAUCAUGGUCCAAUACAUUGAGUUUCUGGGUUAUAUUGUUGCGAUCAAAUGGGAUUUUAGCUACCUGUAGGUGGUAAUGAACCUAGUACCUUUGAUGUGGGGAGUUCACAAAGAUAUCAAUGAAGUACGGCUAUAACCAUAUCAUGUCUCCACCUACCUAGUAUAGAAUCAUUGGAGAAGGUUCAUAGGAAAGCUUAAUUCUGCAUGAUUGAAAUGGGUAUUCAACACUGUGGUCAUUCAUUCAUUAUUUUCAAAGAAGUCCAUCUAAAACUUUUUUGUUUAAUAGAUUUUAGCUCUCGAAUGAAAAAAAAAAAUGAUAACAUAAAGUAGAGACUCAAAAUACACCAUCAGCAAUGUCACUAAUGCUGGUGUGCAAACUGUAAAAUAUAAUUCUUAAGGAUCAAAUGCUUCUUGUUUUUUAAGAGUAUUCUGAAGUGUCUAUCUCAACUUUGAACUGACUAAAACAUCUUCUUGGUUAUUAACAAAUUCUGACAAUACAAUUCAAUUGGGAGAAAUAUGGUGUGAAAUCAGAGAAAUGGAGAACCAAGACCUAGACAAUUCAUGAACAAAGAAACUUAUACUUUGGCUGAACUCAACUUUCUUUCUUUCUUUUAUAAAUUGAACCCUCUUUUCGAUCUCUUUAUUGCAACUAAUAUGUUUCUCUGGUAGGUUUUGCUUACUUACCUGUAUUUGUUAAAUAUUGUUAUCGUUUAUUAUAAUUAUUAAAUUAUCAUGAUGAUGAUGCUUAAGUGCUUAGCUUGGCUAACUUUGUUUGUUAUUGGGGUUCGACUAUGAUUCCGGAAAGACAUGAUAUCUGAAAAUUUUGUGACCAAUCAACCGGUAUCAUAAACGUGUUAACCAAUCAGGUGGAAUUUAUCAAAAUUAACAGAUGGGUUUUGAUUGGUCAAAAUUCUUCUGAUACCAUGCCUUUCCGGUGUCAUAGAUUUUCCCUUAUUAUUGACAAAAUUCAACCUUUGGACUUUAAUGCUGGUUAUUUCACAACAUGUGUUUGUUAUUGUCAAAUUAUUUUCUUUGAAUCUCUUAUUGACCUGACUCAGAUUUUGUUUUGUGUAUCUAUUUGUUUCUCAAUUAUAGCCUGCACUUUAAGCAAAAACGUGAUCCUCUAUUAAUAGAUACUACUUAGACUUUCAUCCCAUUAUGUACUGCUUAUAAAUGAGUAAUUCUGUCUGUAUUAGUAGCUAUUUAAACCUCAAUUUUUUGUUAGGCUUGUAGCAUGUUAUUUGCUGUUUGGGUGCAGCUACGCUCUGCCUACUUUUCUAUGGUAGAGAGGGAAUGGAGGAAGGUGGCUACUAAGGUGGCAUUUGGUAACAUUGUAAUGGAACAUUUCUAGUAUUCCAGAAAGAAAAGGCAACAAUUUUUUGCUCCUGGGGACACCAGAAAUUCUAGUGGAGCAUUACCAAAUGUAGCUUAAUUCUUUCUACUGAAUUGUUGUGGUGCCGUGGUAACAUGGAUAAUUCUGAGACAGAUGUCAACUCGUCGAACCAGACUUCCAUCCUUUGAUAAUGCUUUGACUAGCCCUGCAAAUUGGACAGUUGAGCUAGAGAACAUGUAUAUUGACAUAAUGGUGGAGCAUGUCAAAAGGGGAGACAGGAACACAACUACUUUCUCAAAACCAGCAUGGAAGCAGAUUCGUCAGAAGUUUUAUUUCCGGACAGGAAAUAAAUAUGACCUAAAGCAGUUUAAAAACAAGUUCAACCAGUUGAGAACACGUUAUAGGGUUUUUAAGAAGCUACUAACCUUACCCCCUGGCUUCCAUUGGGAUCCAGUUCUGAGGACUCCUACAGCUCCCGAUGAUGUGUGGGAUAACUACAUAAAGGAUAACCCUGAUGCAAAGAGAUUUCGUAAAGCUGGCUGUCCAGAGUAUGAUAAGUUAGGGAUCAUAUAUGGUGAUUCAAGUAAAUUAGAGUAUAUUGCAGACAAAAAUAAUCAAGAUCUUAUAUUGGCAGAUACUGACCUAGAACAACAACGUGAAGGUGAUCUUCACUCUGAUACACCACCCUCUGCUCAAUUUGAGGCAAAUUUGACUCCCAAUCUGUCCGAGGAUGUUGAAGGUGAUCUGGAUGAUGACAUCCAUCAAAGGUCAAAUAUGCAUUCUCAUUCUCGUCGGGGAAAGAGGGAGAAAAUAAACACUGAGAUGUCUGAUGCCAUUAAAUUCAUGGCCCAAGCAUAUAACCGAAGGAUAGAUACACUCGUUGAACAUGCUGAGAAGUACUCAAUUGGAAAGUGCAUCAAGAUUCUUGAAAACAUGGAAGGAUUGCCCAUGAGAACCUACCUGAAGGCAACAAAGAUGUUCCAGGAACAAGGGUGGAGGGAGACUUUUAUUGAGAUGUCUGAAGACCGCAGAAAGGGUUGGUUGGAAGCUGUAAUGUCUGGAGAAAUAUGAUUUUUCUUGCUUAAUGGCAUUGUAGCAUUUCACAUUUGUGUUUUGUGAUUUAUUGUGGGAUACACAUGAUAUCGCUUUUCGGGUAUAAUGUGCUACAGAUGGAUUUUGUGUUAUUACAUCCCUUUUAUAUUAGAAUGUUGUGUAUUUUUUCAGUGACA
Molecule: messenger RNA, 3025 nt
Organism: Nelumbo nucifera (sacred lotus)
Lineage: Eukaryota; Viridiplantae; Streptophyta; Magnoliopsida; Proteales; Nelumbonaceae
Source: RefSeq, a predicted model, not a curated record